UAAAUAUUGUGUUUUACAUUUUAUUGUCUCAAGGGCUUAUGAUAUCCUCCACACUAGGCAUUUGAACAUUUACAAUUGCUGAUCACUACUUUCAUUGAAUUUUGAGUUGUUUAGUCAACUUUGUAACACCUGUGGUGUUCCCGGUCAAAAAUGACCGCCAUAGGAAAUGAAUGGGUGACCCUAGAUUGUGUUCAUUCAUCAGAUAGUACACAACCACAAAUCCACCACCACCACCACACGCACACACAAACACACCUACACGCACACACACACACACACACAAACACACCUACACGCACACACACACACCUACACACACACACACACGCACGCACGCACAUACACGCACGCACACACACACACACUCCACCCCACGUGAACCCCUUUCAGACUGACCAUGUGUCCUCUCUUUCCCGUGCUUAUGUGCCUGUCCCCCUACGUGAACCACACCUUCCAGACUAAACGUGUAACACUUCAAAGUUACCAAUUAGGUGUUUGUUAUGGGAACCUGGCUCUUUCCCGGGCUAAUGUGUCCAUCCCCCCACGUGAACCACACUUUCGAUACAAAACGUAUGAUAUCUUCUCACAGAUCCCCUAUAUAUAGCUUGCUUGUGCAUUGCUCUUAUUUUACUCUGAACACAAUGAGUCGGCGCCCGAUCAGACGUUUUUCUGUCAGAGAGGCUCUUGACCUUUUUUUUCAAACUGAUGAAGACGGGAUUGGAGUUGAACCAGAAAUAGAGGAGGAUGUUUCAGAAAUAGAAGACAACGAUCCUGAUUUUGAUCCAGACCAUCAUGAGACCGAACAGUCAACAUAUGGCGAGGAAGAGGCCCCUGAGGAAGAGGCACCUGGGGAAGAGGCCCCUGUGGAAGACACACCUGAGGUGACAUUCCAGUCCAAGGAUGGCAACUUGCUCUGGUAUUCAUCCCCCCAGGACAGAGGAGGCAGAACAAGAGGGGAAAAUAUCAUUAGGAUGUCACCAGGGCCAACACGGUAUGCAACAUCUCGUGUGGAUGACAUCAAGUCCAGCUUCCAACUCUUUUUACCAGAGUCCAUUGUGGAAAUUAUACUGGCGAUGACAAACCUGGAAGGUUUGGACCAGGUAGACCUCCAAGCCUACAUGGGUCUGUUGAUUCUAGCAGGAGUACAUCGGUCCAACAAUGAGGCUACAAAAAGUCUGUGGGAUGCAGAGUCAGGGAGGCCUAUAUUCCGGUCAACUAUGUCCCUGCAACAGUUUCAUGUCCUCUCAAGAAUUAUCAGAUUUGAUGACAGAGCUACACGACCUUUCCGCUGGCGAGACGACAAACUGGCUGCCAUCAGGAACGUUUGGGACAGGUGGGUGGAGCGCCUACCACUGAUGUACAAUCCAGGCCCUGAGGUGACAGUGGACGAGCGCCUGGUCCCUUUCAGAGGUCGCUGUCCAUUCAAACAGUACAUCCCAAGCAAACCAGGCAAGUAUGGGAUCAAGAUCUGGGCAGCAUGUGAUGCCAGGAGCAGCUACGCCUGGAAUAUGCAGGUUUACACAGGGAAACCUGUUACUGGAAGGCCAGAAAAAAACCAAGGCAUGCGUGUUGUGUUGGACAUGACAGCCGGUCUCAAGGGGCAUAACAUCACAUGUAAUAACUUUUUCACAUCACAUGGGCUUGGUCAGGAGCUGCUGAAAAGAAAGCUCACCAUGGUGGGGACAGUGAGGAAGAACAAGCCUCAAUUUCCCCCUGCACUGGUGUCGACCAGAGGGAGAGAGGCACUCUCAUCCAAAUUUGCUUUCACUGACACACACAGUCUUGUGUCAUAUUUGCCCAAGAAAAAUAAAAAUGUCAUCCUGAUGAGCACUCUACACAAAGACGCCGCUGUCAGCGAAGCAGAGCACAGGAAGCCCCAGAUCAUCCUGGACUACAACAGAAACAAAGGAGGCGUUGAUUGCCUUGAUAAGCUUACUGGUACAUACACCUGCAAGCGAAUGACAGCUCGUUGGCCUGUGGCUGUGUUCCACAACAUCCUCGAUGUGUCUGCAUGUAAUGCAUAUGUGGUGUGGACAGCGAUCGACCCAGCCUGGAAUCAGGGGAAAUGUUUCAAGAGGAGACUCUUCCUGGCAGAGCUUGGGAAAGCUUUAGUGACUCCUCUAAUUCAACGGCGCCAGCACCUUCCCCGCACACCAGCCUCUUGCAGUCUGGUGAGGAGUCUGCAAGCCCCAGCCACGGCCCUGGCCACUCUCCCCCCAAAACAGGGGCAGAAACGGAAGAGAUGCAAGCUAUGUGCCCCUAGAGACAAUAAGACAAGUCUUACAUGUUUCAAAUGUGAUGCCUACGUUUGCAAGACACACUGUGACCUGAUUGCAAAAUGCCACUCCUGUAUCUGAACACACACACACACACACACACACACACACACACACACACACACACACACACACACACACACACACACACACACACAAUGUGUUCAUGUUGAUGUUCUGAUGUUCUGUGAAUUUGGUCUCUGUUUUGAUUUUUCUACAAUAAAUGUUAAUUUUGGAAUACAA
Molecule: messenger RNA, 2519 nt
Organism: Pleuronectes platessa (European plaice)
Lineage: Eukaryota; Metazoa; Chordata; Actinopteri; Pleuronectiformes; Pleuronectidae
Product: piggyBac transposable element-derived protein 4-like
Exons: 2
Coding region: 501-2357 (618 amino acids)
Source: RefSeq, a predicted model, not a curated record